Dictyostelium purpureum is the source of this 759-nucleotide messenger RNA. RefSeq lists its product as uncharacterized. The record is from RefSeq and is a predicted model, not a curated record. The transcript has a single exon. Gene Ontology annotation, molecular function: protein binding. Bases 1 to 759 code for a protein of 252 amino acids. Lineage: Eukaryota; Evosea; Eumycetozoa; Dictyosteliales; Dictyosteliaceae.
AUGACAAUUUAUGUUAAAACUAUUACUGGUAAGAAAUUAGAAUAUAAACAAAUAACAUCAAUUACUAAAAUUAUUGAGUUUAAAAAUAUAAUUUCAGCCUCAGGGGAAGGUGCUCCUCCAUCACAACAACGUUUAAUGUUUGGUGGUAUACAAAUGGAAAAUGAAAAAACAUUUGGGGAUUAUAAUAUCCAAAGUGAUUCCACACUACUCCUGGUAUUAAGAUUGAGUGGGGGUGGGGAUCAAAUAUUUUAUAUUGAUGAUAAAUUUCUUUCCCCUAAAUUCAAUCAUGAUUUUACAAAUAUAGUUGAUAAUGGUAUUUUUAUCAGAGGUGGAGAGAUUUAUAAACGUCCAUGUGGCUGGAUGAGAUUUGCUAUAAAUGUUGAAGGAAUAUUUUCAAGUGAAGGAAGUGAAUGGUUAAGCUUUGAUAACUCACCAGGUGAAUGGCCAGUUUCUUAUCAUGGUACCGGUAGAUCGGAAUCUGGUUCUAUUGCAGAAGAUGGUUAUAACUUAUCAAAAUGUAAAAGAUUUGCUUUUGGAGUAGGCAUUUACUCUACACCAUUGAUCGAAUGUGCAGAAAAAUAUGCAAAGUCCUUUAUUAACGGUGGUUACAAAUAUAUUGUUGUAUUUCAAAACCGUGUAAAUCCAAAAACACUAAUAAAAAUUUCAGAAGAAAAAACAAAAGAUGCGGCGUAUUGGAUUUCACCAACAGAAAAAGAUAUCAGACCAUAUGGUAUUUGUAUUAAAAAAACAUUAGUUUAA